AUGGGUGUUGAAGAUGCUUCGUAUAAUACGUUCUUUUCUGAGACACAAUCAGGAAAACACGUCCCUCGUGCUAUCUUCAUGGACCUAGAACCCACCGUAGUCGGAACCGGCAGCGGCUUCUGUUCCUUGAUGAUGGAACGCCUUUCCGUUGAUUAUGGAAAGAAGGCCAAGCUCGAAUUCUCGAUCUAUCCAGCUCCCCAAAUCAGCACAUCGAUGGUAGAGCCCUACAACUCUCUUCUCACCACCCACACAACCCUCGAACACUCCGACUGCUCCUUCAUGCUAGACAAUGAAGCCGUCUAUGACAUUUGCAAGAAGAACCUCGGCAUUAAAAGAGGAGAUGUCGUACCAAAGGACAUUAAUGCAGCCAUUGCUAUGAUAAAAACAAAGCGUACGAUUCAGUUUGUGGAUUGGUGCCCUACGGGCUUCAAAGUUGGUAUCAACUACCAGCCCCCAACUGUGGUACCGGGUGGAGAUCUGGCAAAACUUCAACGUGCUGUCUGCAUGCUCUCAAAUACGACUGCCAUCCAAGAAGCUUGGGCCCGCCUUGACCAUAAAUUCGAUCUGAUGUAUGCAAAGCGCGCUUUUGUUCAUUGGUAUGUCGGUGAGGGAAUGGAGGAAGGAGAGUUCAGUGAAGCCCGAGAAGAUAUGGCCGCCCUGGAAAAAGAUUACGAAGAGGUGGGCGUCGACAGCUUCGAUCCGGCUGAUGAGGAAUAU
This is a messenger RNA of Mesorhabditis spiculigera, 717 nucleotides long. NCBI's taxonomy places the organism in Eukaryota, Metazoa, Nematoda, Chromadorea, Rhabditida, Rhabditidae. The record is from the annotation of a GenBank genome assembly.